Aspergillus affinis is the source of this 2451-nucleotide messenger RNA. Its product is annotated as putative MFS monocarboxylate transporter (Mct). Gene Ontology annotation, biological process: transmembrane transport. Lineage: Eukaryota; Fungi; Ascomycota; Eurotiomycetes; Eurotiales; Aspergillaceae. The record is from RefSeq and is a predicted model, not a curated record. The transcript has 11 exons. Gene Ontology annotation, molecular function: transmembrane transporter activity. Bases 1 to 2451 code for a protein of 816 amino acids.
AUGGAGAAAUCAACAGACCCUAAGCUUGAGAUGGCCGCCACAGCGAGCGAAACGCUGGAAUGCUCGGCAGGGCAGGUGGACCAAGGCAUGCGAGCCUGGACGGUGGUUGCAGGAGCGUGGUGCUGUCUGUUUUGUAGCUUCGGCUGGGUCAAUGCAAUUGGAGUCUUCCAGGACUAUUAUCAGAAAAAUCAGUUGCACUCCUACACGGCUUCCAGCAUCUCAUGGAUUCUGUCUCUGGAGCCAUUCGUCCUUUUUGCUGCAGGGAUCGUCAUCGGCAGGUUAUUCGACAACUACGGCCCUAGAUGGCUGCUUCUCACGGGGACGUUUCUCCAUGUUUUUGGCUUGAUGAUGACGUCCAUCUCUAGCGAGUACUAUCAAUUCAUUCUGGCUCAAGGGAUCUGCAGCCCGCUCGGUGCCAGCUUCAUUUUUUAUCCUGCACUCUCCUCCACUGCGACAUGGUUUGACAAGCGACGGGCUCUGGCCUUUGGAAUUGUCUCCAGUGGCUCGUCUCUGGGGGGGGUUAUCUUCCCAACCAUGCUCUCUCGACUUCUGCCCAGAAUCGGAUUCGGCUGGUCUCUUCGGAUCCCUGCGUUCAUAGUGCUUGCGCUACUAAUCGUUGCUAAUUUGACUGUUCGAUCCCGAGUUGCGCCGGUUCUACGACCGGUCAAGCUCAACGACUAUAUCGGCCCUUUUUCUGAGCUUCCAUUUAUUCUGUUGAUGCUGGCAGCCUGUUGUGGUUUCUUCGCCAUGUUCGUGCCCAUCAAUUAUGUGAUCCUGGAGGCCCAAGAAGACAGCGUCAGCCGCGAAUUGGCCAGCUAUCUGCUAGCCAUUCUGAAUGCUGCAAGUCUCCCCGGUCGCAUUCUUCCCGGGUAUUUAGGCGAUAAAUUUGGUCGAUUCAACGUUAUGAUCGUCAUGUGCACACUUUCUGCCAUCGCCAUCCUGGUUCUCUGGCUUCCCGGGACUUUGCUUGCGCCCGGAUCCGCUGCCAUAUACGUGGUGUUUGUUCUGCUAUACGGAUUUGCCUCAGGUGCCUUCGUCGGCAUGGUGCCGGCUCUUCUCAGCCAGAUCUCUGCCGACGUCUCGAAGAUCGGAGUCCGUCAGGGUGUCCUGUUCACUUGUCUUAGCAUCGCAUCUCUCACGGGGAGCCCCAUCGCAGGGGCCAUCCUUAAUCGCCAGCACGGGACGUACUGGGGGUUGCAGGUGUUUGCAGGUGCGAUGAUGCACGUAAUAUCGAUCAUCAUGGCGGCAGCAUUCAACAUCGCCGAGGCGCCCUCUCGCUUCCCCGCUCUAAACCAGCAGCAGGUCUUUAUGGACAAUGCCGGGGGUAGUCAAGUGCUUGGCUCUGUGAUUGAAUCGAUCAAGGCCUACCUCUCCAACACCAAUGUCCAGCUCGGCGCCACUUAUCCCGUUGCGCAGUCGUCCAUGGACGCGUACGCCAAGGGCUGCAAGGCAGGUGCCGAGUUUAUCAAUGCUCGACCAGAGGAGAUUUCCAUCGGUGUUUCAACCACUCAGAACUAUCUCAACAUCGCCACGGCCUUGUCUUUUGAGCCUUUGGACGAGCUGAUUAUCUCGGUCCUCAACCACGAGGCCAAUACUAAUUCGUGGGUGCGGAUCGCAAAGCUAUUAGGCCUGACUAUCAAAUGGUGGACGCCUAAGAACCCCACGAAUCCCGAUUGCGAUAUUGAGACUUUGAAGCCCUUGUUGUCUGAGAAGACCAGAUUGGUGGCUUUCCCACAUGCCUCGAACAUCACGGGCACGAUCGCAAACGUGAAGGAGAUUGCGGAUGUUGUUCAUCAGUUCCCUCGGGCUCUGGUUUGCGUGGACGGUGUCGCACUUGCUCCGCACAGACCGGUCGACGUCAAGGAAUUGGAUGCCGACAUCUAUGCUUUCUCCUGGUACAAGGUCUACGGACCCCACGUUGCCCAGAUCUACUGCCACAGCCGCAUCCACGACCAGAUCAACAUGCUAGGCCACUACUUCAAGGCCUCGGAGCCGCAGACCCUCGAGACCAAACUCACCCUCGCCUCGGCAAACUAUGAACUUACCCAGUCGAUCCCGGAAAUCACAGCUUACUUUGGACCGGACCGCGCGUCGGCUUGGAAGGCCAUCGCGGACCACGAGGAGGAGCUCCAGGCCAUUCUCCUCGACUAUCUUCGUAGUAACGACAAGAUAACUAUCAUCGGAGAGCCGUCGGCGGACCAGCACCGGAGGGUCCCGGUUAUUAGCUUCCUGGUUAAGGGAUGGAAGAGUCAGGCGAUUGUGAAAGAGGCCGAAAAGCGAUCGAACUUUGGGUUCCGUGCUGGGCAUAUGUACAGCCACCGGCUGUUGCAUGGUGUGCUGAAGGUUGAGGAUCCGGAUGAUGGGGUGGUGAGAAUUAGCUUCUUGCACUAUAAUACCGUGGACGAGGUCAAAGGUCUAGUAGAUGUUUUGAAGGCAGUGCUGGAGGGAUAA